UGUAACACGUCUGAUCCUCCUGAAGAAUGGAAGAUUUUUUUAGCAACAUCAUCUCACCUAACAGCACUAAUAAUGAUGCUGGGACGCCGUUAUGGACGCUUUUCUUUUACAUCUCAGUGGUUGUCAUCAUCAUCAGCCUUCCUUUGACCAUAAUGGCUAUCUAUUCUCUGUAUUCCCAGGUGCAAAAUGAUAAUGUUACUCCCAUCUUCGUCAUCAACCUUCUCAUCUCUGACCUCAUCCAGAUAUGCAGCAUGAUCAUUUUUGUGGCAUAUGACAAUGCCUUCACUGUCAAACUCGUGGUGCAUUCUUAUGGUCUAAUAGCCAGUGUUGGCUUCAUGGUGUGUGUCGCCAUGGAAAGGUAUUUGAUCAUCGUCUGGCCACUGUGGUACCACUUCAGACGGAGCAUCAAGGCGUCUGUGGUGGUCUGUGUUGUGGUCUGGAUUCUUUCUAUUGCCGGUAUUCCUAUUUUCUUUACCAAAAUCCCCUUUUUCAUCAGAGCCAUCUUAUGUACCAUCUUCCUCCUCCUCCCCUUCCCCCUGCUCAUCUUCUUCCUGGCUGGGACCCUCAAAUCGUUGUCUGCUGCCAUCUCGGUCUCCUCUGAGGAAAAACGAAGAAUUGUGGGAACUAUGGUUCUGGUGCUGCUUAAUUAUAUAGUGUUGUUCCUGCAAACAAUCAUUCUGGUCCUGAAAGUAGAAAUCACUGUUGUCCUUCUCAUCAGCAUUUGUAUUUCAAUUCAUAUAAGUCCUCUUGUGGAAAUAGUCUUAUAUGUUUUCACUAGGAAAGGGGCCACAGAUCAUCUGCUGGCCUGCCUGUGUUGUUGCACGAUGGGCAAAAAGUGUUUUAGCAUGUCGUCAGAACAAGAGGGGGAGAGAAAAAAUGAAAAAAAGGGAAGGGGCAAAAGCAGGGAAGUAAAAAGUAAUGAGGAAGUAGAGAGAAAGUAAGUGAGGCAUCAAGCUCUAUUAACGUUUCUAGCAAUUGAACACAUUGGACAGCGAGGAAUCAUGUUUUUGAUUAUGUUGUUAUGAGUACUGGCUGCUGAAAAUGAAAUUAUGCUCAGGUAAAAAUGCUCUUGUUCACUA
Molecule: messenger RNA, 1079 nt
Organism: Thunnus maccoyii (southern bluefin tuna)
Lineage: Eukaryota; Metazoa; Chordata; Actinopteri; Scombriformes; Scombridae
Product: ovarian cancer G-protein coupled receptor 1-like
Exons: 3
Coding region: 27-941 (304 amino acids)
Biological process (GO): positive regulation of Rho protein signal transduction; phospholipase C-activating G protein-coupled receptor signaling pathway
Cellular component (GO): membrane
Molecular function (GO): G protein-coupled receptor activity
Source: RefSeq, a predicted model, not a curated record